AUGGAAUGUUAUUUAUUAAUAUUAAUCCUUUUAUUGAUUUUAUUUCAAAAAAUUAAUUGCAAUUUUUCUAAUCAUAAAAAAGAAAAUAGUACUAUAUUUUUUCGAGCGCAAAAGGGAAGGACUAAAUAUAUUAAGACCAAUCAGUAUUCUUCAAAAUGGAGAAAAAUAUAUUUUACAAACAUUGUAGAAAACGCAGUUAAGAAAUGGAAGAAAUUAAAAAAAAUAAAGAAAUUUAAAAACAAUUAUUUCUCUUGCUCAUUUGAAAAAAGAACAAUCACAUGCAAAAUUAUAACUCCUUUUUUUAUUACUAAUAUAUUUUUAAAAAAAAAAAAGUGUGUAUACACUUUAGCAAAAGCCAAUCCUUUUAAUUAUUAUGCAAAUUGUCUUCAUAAAAAAAAUAAACACAAAUGGAACAUAUAUAACAAUUAUAUAUUUAAUUUAUUUAAUAAAAUAAGUAUUAUCGCAAGGAAAAAACAAAAAUGGUGUGCAUUAAAAUUUUCCUAUGAUAAUAUUUCGUCAAAUUCCAAUGAAAAAGGAAAUGAACAAAACAGUUCGGAAACACCAAUGUGUAAUAGUAAUAUUAAAUGUGUACUAACUAAUAUUUUAAAAAAUAAUUUCAUAUAUAAUUAUCCUAAAAAGGAUGAAUUAAACAAAUUGGUAACAAAAAUAACUUGUUUAUUUUAUAAAUUAAAUAAAUAUAAUUAUGAAAACAAAAAUAAUGUGGCAUUAAAUAUAUGGGGCAAACCUAUAAAUAUUAUUUCUAUUAAAGCAUGCAUAGACAAUAUACUAAAUUGUUUGUCUAAUAAUAAGUAUAAUAAAGAGGAUUUUUUAAAUAAUAAUAUAUUUUUUAAAUACGAAAAUGAAAUUGAAAAAAAAUUAUUUUUUCAUCUUCAAUAUUUUUAUUCAGUUUAUAUAAAGUAUAUAUAUCAAAAAGAAAAAUUAUUUUACGAAUUAAACGAAAAUAAUCGAGAAAUAAAUAGUCAUAUAAAUAACGUGUUUAUAUAUUUAUAUGAUAAAGAUGAUGCUAAUGUAGAAGAAUUUUAUGAAUAUUUGAAAAAUAUAUAUGGAGAAGACGUGGUUAGUUUUUUUAAUUAUAAAAGGUAUAUACACAAUGAUAAUAAAUUUUCCAUUAUUUUAUUGUCAUAUAAUGAAUUUUUAAAAUUAUGCUUUUUAAUCAGCCAAAAUGAAAUCAUCCCUUAUAAUAAUUUGCGUGGUUACUUAAAGAAUGAUGGAAUUUAUUCAUCACAAAAAAAUAUAAAUAGUAAUAAUGUAAUAAAAAACAACAAUCAUUGUGAAAAUUUUUUUGUAAAUUUACGACAUUUCUUUUCAAGUCUUAUUGACAUAAGGGUGAACAAGCUAAAUGACAUAUGCGAAGAGAAUGGGCAUAAAAGGGGAUAUUAUAAAUGUAAAUUUUUUUUUGAUAAUUUUAGCUUGAAAUAUAAUUAUGAAAAUAAUGUGAUGGAAAAAAAUAUAUAUGAAAAUAUUUUUUCAUUACUAAACUUGAAUGAAAAACAAAAUAAAAUAAGCUUUAAUUUUUUAUGCAAUGACAAUUUUAAUUUGAAAUUAUUUCAAUUUUGGAUAGCAAGUGUGCAUAAUAACUGCAUGAUAAUAAAUUUUUCUAAAGAAAAAAAUACAUUUUUAUUACACAAAAAAUACAUUUUAAAACUUGGAAACAAAAAUUUUGAAGAUGAGCACAUCCCGAACACCCUAAGACAUAACUAUGACCUAUCAAACUAUGACAAAAAUUUUGAAUCACUUAUUUUAAGUUAUAUAAAAAAUCGAAAGAAAAACAAUGUUGCUGAAAAAAAUGCAGAAAAUUUGUCUAUAUUUAAUAAUUACAGAAAAAAAAUAAUAAUAAAAUAUUUAAAAGAACAUAAUUUAUAUAAUUUGAACAAAUUAAAAAAAAAAAGUAGCGAUAUAAAAAGAAAUAUAAAUAUAGCCAAAAAAAUUGUUAAAAAAAAAAAAAAAAAAGCGGGGCACGCAUACAGUUUUAAUAUUUCGGAUUAUUUAAACUUUAUUAUUAAUAAUAAAAAAAAAGGAUCUAUAUUUUUGAAAAAAAAUAUUAUCAAUCCAUUCUAUAUUGAAAAAAAGGAAAAUCUUCAAUCAAAUGACAAGGCAAAAAUAUUGUCCAAAAAUAUUAACAUCGUUCAAAACAGCUUGGACAUAUCGGAAAAAUCAAGACUUUCCAAUAAUAAAAAUAAAAAUGAUUAUAUAAAUAAACAAUUUUAUUAUCUAUACAAUCCUCACAGUGUUAAACAAAAUAUACAUACUCCAAUUGAAAAAAAAAAUAGGAGUAAUUUUAAAACAAACUACAUAAAUAUUCAAUAUGACCAAUGUGAUGAGGAUAAACAACUUUGGACUCAAAAUACAUCCAAUUUUUCCCAAAACUUUAAAGAUAACUUAGAAAAGUAUAAUAAUAGUAAAAGAGAUGAUGAAAAAAGAAUAAAUAACAUAGUAGAAAUAUAUCCUUGUAUAUAUUAUAUUUUUAACAAGGUUGAAUUUUUGUCAUUUUCCAAAAAUUUAUAUACUAUUUUCAAAUUAAUUAAUAAAGAAAUGUGUGAAAAAUUAAAAGACAAAUUAAAAAAAUAUAACCAAACAAUAAUAGACACAAAAAACGAAAACAUAUUAAUGUUUAUAAAAUAUUUAUAUAAAGGUAUUUUUCUUAUAAAUACUCAUUUAAAUGAUAUAGAAAAAAAAUUUCUCACUGAAUUAAUAAAAAAUAAUAUUGUUAAAAUUGUUUUAUCUUGUAUUGAUAUUUCAUCAUACAAUAUAUCGGUAAGUAGCAUAUUUGUAGAAGAUUUUCAAAUAUAUAAUAAAAAUAAAUUAAAUCAGUACAAUCUUUUAAUUAACAAAAUAAAUCAAUUACAUGAGCAAAUUUUUGUGUUAUCUCAAAAUUGUGAAAGAAAAAAAAGUAUUAUUGAAAUUCAGAAUAACGUAGAUGAUAAUUACAUGAUUAUAUCUGAUGAUAUGUAUAGAUUACAUUUUAUAAAAUAUUUUAUGUUUUUAAAUUUUAGAAAAAUAUUUCCUAAAUAUACAUUAUCAAAUAACAAUUUACAAAAUUUUUCUAAAAAUUCAACAAACUAUUUUUUAAUUCCUAAAAGAUAUGAAGACAUUCCUAUCAUUUUAAAUAUAAAUAAUAAUAGCUAUUUAAACCUAUCAAAUUUUAAUAAGGUUAUAAUUAAUGAUUUUUAUUUUAAUUUAUACUAUGAUAAUAUAUGUAAGGGUAUAUUUAUAAAAUUAAAAAAAAUUAAGGACGUAAUAAAGGGCAAAAUUCUUGAAACAUAUAUAGAUAAUAUAAAUAAACUAGCAAAAUAUGAUAUAUUAACUUCAAAUGGAAAAAAAAAAAAUUUCAAUUUUUUUGAUAAUAAAAUUGUUGAAGAAAAACAUCCUCAAUAUUAUUACACUAUUUUUAAAAACUUAAUAAAAAAUUCGUAUAAUAUUCAUAAAAUGUACAAACAUAAAAAAUUGAAUGAGACAAUAUUAAUAAAUAGUUAUAUGGAUAUUUAUAAUAAUGUGUCAUAUAAUUUAAAUUAUUUUGAUGUUUUAUAUUUAUUUUUUAUGAAAGAAGAACGCCUUGAUUUAAUUUCUGACUUUCUUAAGAACUGCUUUUUUAACUUUUAUUUAAUGCAAAGAGAAAAGUACGAAAAAAAAUAUAUAAAAUAUGAUAAAUACAAUAAAUUAAAUAUAUAUAGCACAUAUCUUGAAAAAAUAAAUAAAUAUUUUGACAAUGAUUAUCUUACUAUGUAUUAUAACACGUACCUUAAUUAUCGAAAAUUAAAAAAAAAAAUUAGACAAAAAUUGAGAAAUUUAUAUGAAGAAAAAUACAAGCGCCUAGAAAAGCAAAUAAAUAAUAUGAAGAAAAAUAAUUUUAAAAACAAAGUAUUUAUAACAAUUAACAAUGAAAAGUGUAUAGUAAUAGAUUGUUAUGAUCUCGUAAAAAAAAGGGAAAACAAUUCCAUAAUUUAUAGUAAUUAUAAUAUUGAGAAUAAUAAUUCUUUGUUUCAUAAUAAAAAUACCUUUAUCUGCUUUAACGAUAAAAGUGAACUUAUUGUUUGUAAUGCUUCAUUUUUUAGCUACGUCAUAUAUGACAAAAACAAAUAUGAUAGUAUAAAAAGCAUGCUCAAAGAUAUUAACUACUAUAAUUAUUUAUUCGAAAAAAGAAAAAUAGAAACAUAUGAAAUAUUUAUAAAAGAAAAUAUAUUCAAAUUUAGUAUUCCCAAAAUAAAGACAAAGAAUCAACUCAAGAAAUGUUUAACGAUAAGACAGAAAAAAAAAAUAAUAAAGCAUGCCAAAAUUAACAGAAUAUAUAUAUAUAAUAUACAAAAAAAUGAAAAUAAUAAAAUAAAUGAUAUACAGAAAAAAAAAAAAUUUAUAUCAUCUAUCAAUAUUGAUAAUCUAUUUCUUAAUUCUUAUGAUGAGCAACUUUAUCAAAUGAAGAAUAAUUUACUUUUAUAUUUUGAGAAAAUGAAAAAAAUCAAGCUUAAAUUAUAUAUGCAAUAUUUUCAUAAAAAAAAAAAUAUUAAAGAAAAACGAAAAGAAGGAAAAAAUAUCCAACGAAAUGAUGAAGUGACACACCCGAUACAACACUCUACUAUUAAUGAAAAUAUGGUUUUUAAAAAAAAAAUUAUUUCACUAUCUAAUGUGCAUAAAAAAAAAAAAUAUAUAUUACGAAUAAAAUUUAUGAAAAAUUUAAAUAUUCUUAAUAAAAAAAAAAACAGCGGAAAUAAAAAUGUUUAUAUGAACGAAUUAAACAAAUUAAAUCGUAUUUUAGGAAAUACAUAUAAUCAUCAAAAUGUUAUGGACCAAUUUUAUGAUAUAUUCUAUUUUCUUAAAAAAAAUAAUUUAAUAAAUAUAUUAAAAAAUUAUAUAAAUCCAUAUAUUAAAAAUACCAUGUGGUAUUAUAUAAUAACCCAGUAUAUUAAUAAUGCAUAUCAGUUAAACAUAAAUCAGCUUAAUUUCAAGCCUGAGUUAAUAAUUAUAAUUUUUUACAUUUGUUUUUCUAAAAAGGAAACUGAUUAUUUGGAUAAUUAUUUGAGCUCACUUGAAAUUAAAGAUAAUUUUUUAAAACAGAUUGUCUCAGAUAUUUAUAUAUAUAAGGAACUUUUAACAAUAGUUCAAUCAAGAUACAAUAUAAGGAUCGAUAUUCAAUUUAACUUAUAUAAUAUUAAUGAUAUUUAUGAUGGAUUAAUUAAAUUGAAGAUCAAUAAAUAUGACGAAAUUAGCAAAAAUGUGGAAGCCAAUUUAAAUGAACUUAAUUUAAUAUUAUAUAAUAUUUUGUCUACUAAUUUUAAUAAAAGAAUAAAUAAUAUUAUUUUAGACUUUAUUAAUGAGUUUCAAAAAUAUAAAAAAUAUAAAUAUAUAUAA
Messenger RNA from Plasmodium berghei ANKA, 5364 nucleotides. Its product is annotated as conserved Plasmodium protein, unknown function. The coding region runs from base 1 to 5364 and encodes 1787 amino acids. The transcript is spliced from 2 exons. The record is from RefSeq and is a predicted model, not a curated record. NCBI's taxonomy places the organism in Eukaryota, Apicomplexa, Aconoidasida, Haemosporida, Plasmodiidae.